Messenger RNA from Daphnia pulex (common water flea), 13153 nucleotides. RefSeq names its product protein unc-80 homolog (gene unc80). NCBI's taxonomy places the organism in Eukaryota, Metazoa, Arthropoda, Branchiopoda, Diplostraca, Daphniidae. Bases 964 to 12660 code for a protein of 3898 amino acids. The transcript has 57 exons. Gene Ontology annotation, cellular component: axon; cation channel complex. Gene Ontology annotation, biological process: monoatomic cation homeostasis. Gene Ontology annotation, molecular function: monoatomic cation channel activity. The record is from RefSeq and is a predicted model, not a curated record.
UAACUUGGACUGAGCGCCAAGAACUCGAUCCGUCAAACAUUGGCGAAGUAUUUCCUGUGCUCGUGUUCCUGAUUUAUGGUCGAAUGACACAUUGAAAAGUUUAUUUACUCACUUCCUGAUACCUUUCUUUUUAUGCUACUCUUUUCUGAACAAACGAUCAUCGAAAGUUCAGAGCCAUCUUUGAGCUCCUUCAGACCUCUCCACCAAAACGUGAAAUGUGCUCGUUUCUCGACGUGAAGUUUUCAUCUCUGGUCGGGCAGGAAAUUCCUUUUCCUGAGGACUUUGGUACAAAGUGAAUUAGCCCCACGAUGAAUCUUGUUUGUGGAAGCAGAAUAAUGAAGGAUUGAACAAUAAGGAUCAAUUAGGGGGACACAUGCCGGUGGCAGUGCCCAUUUCGUCAACAUAAAUUGCAACUGAUGUAGUGUGCAUUGUCUGGAUGCAUUCUGUAAGCCAAUAAUUUGAUCAGCAGAGUCGGCCUAUAUUCGAUUGUUUCGAAUUCCGGGACAACUGCUGACCCGUGCUGGCUGGCGGGAUCGAGUUUCACCCAUCUCGAAUUGAUCGGGAAACCCUUGGCUGGAGAGAGAAAGAGAUGUUGUGUGUAGGACGGUGUGCCCAGGCAGCCAACCAGCAGCAGGGCCCAGCCUAGGAAAAAGAGAACGAGAGAGAUAGAGAAGAACUGCCGAGCUUUUGGCUGUAGCUUCCUUUUGAAUCCGCUGUCGAACGGCAGCAAUAGAGGCGCAUGAGCGGAAGAUUGCAAGGACGUGAUGCUGUAAGUCCUCCUCCUCCUCCUCCACGAGCCGUGUUGUGGUUCGGGAGACGUAAAGGGAUCCUGCUUCAUCCAAGUCGCAUCAAACACCUUCUCUCUCUUUCCCUCUCUGUCACACACUCCCCACACCAUUCCUCUCUCAUGGAUUAACUCAGUUUCGACGACAUUCGUCUGGCUUCCCGACGACGAACUAGGCCAUGGAUUCCGGCACCAAACAGAAGAAGAAGAAUGGAGCUGAUCAGCCGGUCUCCGAGGAUAUCGUCCCUCUACACAUCCAGACCUUUCUCUGGAGGCAGACGAGUUCCUUUCUUCGCCCGAAAAUCGGCAAAAUGCACGAAGCCAGCUGCAUUUUCUGCCAACAGGCGCCAGGCCAUCAUGAGAUGAAAGAGGCGUGCAAGUCUCUGGAGAAGAUUCUCGUCCAAAACAUCCGAGUGGGUCUGUCUCCUAAUUUCACGGAAGCCAUUCGAUCCAUUUCCAGAUGGAAAUUUGUCCAGUCUUCCUUGCCUCACGUCAUGCUCUGCACCGCCCAGCUGAUUGAACGGAAAGACACUAAUAAUCUGCAGAAUGUGGGAACGGCCGCCAGCAAGCUCCUCUACACGCUACAUUGGACUCUAUUGGAUGCGGCGGAAGAGUGCGCCGAUGCGGAUCGCGAAGCCGGCAUUGCGCCGCGGGAGCCAUUUCCCUACAUCUUCCCACUUACGUGCAUCCAGGAAUUCGUUUACCUUUUCGCUCCGCUACGUCACCUGUUGAAAGAAGCCGAUUUGCAAAACUUCCGGCUGGAGAACGGACUCAAGAUCUGGCCGGCCCUGUGGGAUUACCGCCAUCCCAACGCCCAGUGCUUUACGGCGCCCGUCCGACCCAAAAAGAGCAGCACCAUUCGUAAGAAAACCAACCACAAUGCGGCGGCGGCGGCGGUUGUGGCGUCGUCGUCGGCCUCCUCUAAUCCUCUGGCCCCUAUACCAACCACAACAACAUCCGCAUCCGUCGCUUCCGCCGCCUCGGUAUCGGGAGGAGCAUUACCAACCGUUUCUGCCGCUCCGCCGCCGCCGCUCACGCCCAGAGAGACGGUGACGUUCAGUGACGUGUUCAUCGGAUCGAUCGAUCGUGACAGCGACAGCAUUGGAGAUGCCCGUUCUCUUCUGGAUCUCGAUAUUGGGAGACUGCCGAAAGAUAACGAGUUCCCGGAAACUAUUCCGGAAGAGACGUCGAGCACCGAAGAGGAGCACGUGGUUAUUUUUCGGUUGCCUUCAGCUCCGGAUUCAGACGGCAUUCGAGACUCUUCCAUUUAUCAGGCAGAAUCGAGCAUCAUUCACCCCAGGAGCUACCUCACAGCUGAUUACAAUGGCGACAAUGGUUCCCGCAUGGCUACCACUCCCGAUGCUCCUUCCAGCAAAAGAUUGCUGAACGUGGCGCAAGAGUCGUGGUUCCAGAAUGACACGAUCGAUCCUCAAUAUCCUCACAGGAGGUCUUCCGUUUUGGACGACAUAACGGCCGCUACUUUUCUAGACGUGGCCGUCGUCCGUUGCCUUUUCAUUCCGCGCUGGUGCGAGGAAGGUGUCCACUGGGCUCUCCAGUUCCUCUUUUACCGGUUGCAGGAAAUCAGCGAAGAAAUGCGUUCCAGGUGCCCGCAGCGCAAGCGGAGCAGUUCCCUUCCCGUCCCCAAAAUAGAGGUCUCCCUCUGCUCUUCCAGUUACGAGACGAAAACAAAAGAGGCUCCGCACUGUGGCAAAUCCGGCGACUAUUUCGAUCAAAGCCGACAUUAUUCAGCAGGCUCGAGUCCGACGGAGCCGACGGAGCGCAAGGAACCGGAAAUCAACAACAGCAGCUGCAGCCUCGGCGGGUUGCAGAGCAACCACAACAGCAGCAGCCACGGGAUGAACAACAACAGUUCGAGUGCCAGUGCGACGACGGGCGGGACGACGAAACGACGCAAAAUGGCGGAUUUGAAAGCGUUUGUCGAGACGCGGCUUCUCUCACGUUCUCACGACAAGAUGCUGGAGAAAAUCGAUUUCAAGAACUCUUCCACCACCACCACCACCACCGCCGCCGCCGCCGCUCAUCAUAAUAGGACGCAGCAGCUUCUAUCCGCUCCGGAGACCCGCGAGGAGGAAAAGUAUCCACCCAACGACAAGAGGAUCCUCCUCGACAAGGAGCAGCACGCCAUACCGCCGCGACCGUUGUCGGCUUUGGCCAACUUGAGGGACGACAAUGAUUACGCCAGGCGCUCCUACUUGAUGCAGGAGCCCACAGCGCUGGUCAAAGGCAAGAGCAUGCCCAGUCUCAGUUGUCUUAUUGAUGAACUUGCGGCUUCUGGAUACUUGGGAUGCUCAACCAGUGACCACACGACCCCCAUGUUCAAGAAGAAGGACCACGCCAAAAUAUCGCCGCCCGUCACUAAGACAAAUCCACCGCUGCCGACGUCGCAUCCAGUUAUCACCGUCACGGAGGCCAAUCCAUCAACUCCCACCGGCGUCAAAGUCCAUCAUUAUGGAGCGGACGGAGAGGGAGGGAGAGCGUCGGCUCCGACGAGUCCGUUGAAUCGUUCGAGCACCGAUUCCAAUAUCGUCUAUCCCUUUGAAGAUCUUCCGGAAGCCUCGGGCGCUUCCCACUUUGUCAACAAAGAUGGCGGAUUCGAUUUGCACGUCAUCUUGGAAGCCAUUCACGCGGUGACGUCACGGGCUGACGUCUGCUCGGUCCGCGUUUGCGAGACGUCGCUCAGCGUCCUGGAACUUUUGCUGGAUCUGGGCGUGGUCACGACGCCCGUCACCUCGCCCAACAAUUCCGGCGGCAAUAAGGACGACCACCACCACCACCGCCGCCAGCAGCAGCAGCAGCCGCAGCCGCAGCAGCCAGCCGGAAAUGGAUUGUUGGGUGUCAACCAAGAAGAACUUUCACGUCACUCGCACGGUGUUUGUGUUGAUAUUGUCGCCAGAGUGUUCCAGCACGUCGGCUGCCCGCACGGCUGCGGUGACUCCCGGCGCGAUCCGUCUUCCGAUUUCAUCCGCUCUCAGGGCCUCCUCUUGAUGGCUCAACUUCACCGCAUAUCCGGCAAAUACUUCCGAUCCUUCUUACGCCAAACGCUCAUCUGCCGCUACACUCUGGUCGAAGUCAUCGACUUUCUACACGCCCUCGUGGGAUUCUGCGUCGAUCCGGGAUUCGUCCUCUCGCCAAUCAGCCAGAAGAGAAAUUCCCGUUUGGGAGUCGAACAAACUGGAACGAGUUACGUCCCCAAUUUCAGUUCCCCUCGGACCAUCGAAGGACACGUCAUCAAUUGCAUCUUCAAACCGUUCGUCACCCGACUCACGGCCUCGUUGAAAUUCCUCAAGUCAUCCGAGAAUGUCGCGCUGUACUGCGAUGUACGCCAAUUGCUGGCCUACAUCAAAGACGUCCACGGCGGAAUCUUCCGGCGGGUGUUGCUCAGUGGACUGUUGGAUUCAGCCGCACGUCCGCAACAACCGCAAGACACUCCGCCCGAAAACAGUGGCUAUUUCAAGGAUUGUUUGCAAUCGACAGGAGACGAUUGCGGAGGGGUGCCUCCUGCCACUUUCUUCGUCGUGGACGAAACGACUUCGGAAAAGAACCGGAAGGGCAAAAAGAAUGCGAGUGAAAUGGAUGGCUGGAGUGACGAGGGGAAUUUGAUACGCAAAGGCUCGGUGGUUCACGCACUUGCCCUCUCUGCCCAGAGGUUCAGGGAGAAGGAACCCAAAGUGAAGCAGCGCUUCCCUGUCAUCAGCAACCGUAGCAGCCGGAAGAGUUCCCAAAAACUCGGAAUAGUUGGUUGGAUGCGCAAGGAUCGUCGGUGUCAAGGGCCCAACAGCCAAGGGGCCGGUGAAGAGCCGCUGGAUGUCGCCCAGGCCGUAGCUCCUUCUUUGUUGAAAUUGCAGCAGAGAGGAACGGGCAGCAAUAAUGUGGGCGUCACCUUGCAAAAGGCCCGCCGGCGAGUGGAACAUCAUUUAACGCGCAUCGGUUUUGGCAAGAGCCGACGGCAAAUCAUCAGCCGUGAAGCGACGCCAGAUCCGAGUCGGCGGAAUUCACCCGAGAUGGAUGGAAAUGGAAGAGAAAUGUUUGUGGUCAUUCCCAGGGAAAGGAAAAUGGUUUCAGGGCCGGCCAUUUACGACGGAAUGCUUCGAUUGAGUUUCCUUUUGGAAGCUUGUCAACCAGGGACCAUACCCGAUGCCAACCUCAUCGCUGCCGUUCUCGAUUUGCCACAAUCACCGGUGAUCGCUCGAGCCGCUUUUCUGUUCGAGUGCGCCCAUUUUGUCAACCGCUGCAACCGCGGACAGUGGCCGUCUUGGAUGAAGUUGAAUUUGCCGUUCUAUCGACCGUCGGGGCCUUUAUCUAACCGUGGAACUCCAUCAGGGCAGAGGCGAACGCACAUUCUUCAACGAUUGGGUGGUCGAAUGUUUUUCUCCUGGGCCGAGGCAAUCGGAGUCCGGUUGGAAGAAAUUCUGAUUGAUGAUGCGCUUUGUUGCGAAGACUACGACGCCCACGUCAUGGAUGAACAACGCCAACGAAUUCUCAUCGAGGACGACGAGAAUGAAGACUUUCUAGUUGAAGCGAGUGUUAACCCUUCCGGGCGAGACUUCCCCUGGCCAUUACGUUUGGCUGCCUGUAUGCUCCUCUAUGAAAUCACGGCUUUCCUGCGGGAUUCCUACCGUCGCCUUCCCCGCUCCACGCGCGUUUCCCUCCGGAGCAACGACGCCACCAGUAAAACGGGCGGCGGAAACAACGCGGGCGGUAGCCUCAUUGUCGCUUCCGGCUCUUCGUUUAAUGAGCAAACACGCGGCGGCAAUCCGGCUAGUGGCGGAGCUCCUUCCGGUGCCGUUGUCAUUUCCAGUGGCGAAUCUUUCACUCACCAUUCCACCGGUGGAACGGGAGGAUCGGGAUCGUUAGCCUUGGCCACCACUUCCAUCGCCACGCCGGCCAGCAAUCCAGCAGGUGGACGACGUUGGAGUAUGGCCCUGUCUUCCAUGGGCCAGUCUCAGAAUUCCGCUCAGAGUCUCCAAUCCAUCACCGGAGACGGGCAUUCAAUUGGCGGAGUUCCAGGGGAACGCAAAAUCAGUUUCGUCCUUCACGAACCUGACGAUGAAUCGCUGGACAGCAGCAACACGACUCUCACGUUUCAGGGGGAUGAUGCGAUGGAAGAGAAACGCAACCGACGGCUGGCUCAAGGGCGGCCGUAUCUACUCCGACGGAGUACCAUGAGCAACACGGGAUCUUUCAAGCGGAGGAGUUUGAAACUGAGACGGAGUCAUCGCGAGUCCCGCCGCGGUGGCGACCAAUCCGACGCCGAAUCCAUCAAGCGAUCGGAUUCGAUCCGCUCGAAGCGAAAAGUCUCGUCGAUAUCGGACCGCAGUGAUAUCUCGGACGUGCCGAUGGAUCACGACAUCUCAGGGGAAGAGAGUCCCGGAAUCCUCAGCGACGACGGCCAACACGAAAGUCCCAGCGACGGUGCAGCCGACAUCGAGGAAGGAAUCUCAACUCGUGGAAUGCCUUGGCUCCGAUCGGUUUUGUUGCUGUCCAAUUCGUUCAACUACCAAUGCCAACAUCAACACGUGUGCCACCCUCGGUGCUUCCGCAGACAGAGCCGGGCCUGCAGCCGGAUGCUGAGUAGCGUCCGGAAGAUUUACGGCGACGAGCCGCAACACCAGGAAGUCGUGGAAUUUCUAAGUUUCAGUAAAAAGUCUCGCCAUCACAAGGAUCACGACAAAAAGGAAAAAGCCUCUAAAGGAGCCCAGAGCAGACCAGGAUCUCCUCUGAGGCGAAGAGAAAGUGUCGCCAACAAGAAGGAAAGAUCCACCAACGAUUUGCUGUCAAAGGCGAGUUCUUGCCACAGUUCAUCGGCCGCCUUGUCACGCGACCAAAUCGAACACGACCAAUGGGACCGCAACAAAGUCAUGGGACUCCAGAGCAAACACUUUCCAAACGAAAGCGAUGGCGACGAGAACAAAUCCAAGAAGAAAGAGGAUCAUCCCAUGGUGAAAUACAUCAAAUUCCAGGUGAUGGAUCUUUUCCAAGCUCCGCUAUUGGUUCUCAUCAAAAGUGCCACCAUCAUGAACGACGAGGCAUUUCUCGACAUUAUCCCGAUCGCCUGGGAACUGCUCCUGGACGUCCAAAAGGAAACGGUUGCCGCGGCUGCCGCCAUGUUUAUCCUGUCGGCCGUCCGCUGUCCGGAACCUAUAACCCUCCUACUCAACGGAAGUUUGAGACAUCCAGACCCAAUUGAACGAUUCAAAGCGCUUCUCAAAUUUCAAGUUUUAUGGCGGUCGAGGUAUCAAGUCUGGCCGCGGAUGGAAGAAGGCGCUGCUCACUCAUUCAAAGUGCCACCACACGCCAUCGAGUUUACCUUGCCAUCGCCCAGGAUCGGUGUGGAAUCUCUGCCGGUGGUCGAUCCUCCUUGGAUGCCACACGUCCGAACCAGAGUCCAGGAAGUCACGCUCAACCAAGACACGCACCGCUCGCUGGUGACGGCCACCAAGACGCGGAAGAAACAACAAACGGAACUGGUCGAAUCGGCUCUCAAAGCCGAAGAGGAUCGUAAAUGCAGCGAGCGGGAAAAUUUCCGCAUUAGCGCCGUUCCCGUCACGAUCCAAGCGUCUUACGAACCGGCUCUUCAUCACGUUGGAGCAGACGAUCAUGACGAUGCAGAUGAUGAAACCCAACAGCAAAGCCGGACUUCUGGCCAGCCUUUACAAUCGGCUCAGUUUCUUUUUCCGUCGUGUUUGUGCUCGGCUAUCGUCCCCAUCGUCGACCUUUUGGACGAUUCCGUUCUAACGCCAGAUGGCGUGGCCGUCUGCGAUUUGGCUAAUCAGGUGUUGCAUUCGUGUUUGGUGGAAGAUACUGCCCUUUUCCUGCGCCACAUCCUGGAACGAUUGACUCGUGAAAAACAGGACGAGAUGUUCGCUAUUUUGCGCCGCCUUUUGCGCUUUGUUGCCUACCUGCCGCAACAGACGGCCUUCACUCUACACAAUUAUCUCAUCGGCUACAUCAUGUUCUACGUCCGGACUCCGAUGGAGGGCAGUCAGGAUCUAGUCGGCAAUGCCUUAUCCUUGUUAUCCAUGGUGGCGCCAAGUGUUCAGGGUUUGUUGUUUAAGGAUCUCAAGCAGAUUUUACGCAAGGAGCAAUGUGAUGCUUCGAUCCUGAUCACAGCCAACGUUCCAUCUGCCAAAAAGAUUGUGGUUCACGGGCCCAACGAAUCCGAUUCCGGCGCCAUUCCGUCCCAGUUCCCCAUCCAGGAGGACACGCAAUUUUCGCAGAUAUUACAAGAAUCGCUCGAUUUCUUUUCGAUCGACGAGCACAGACAACGCGAGUACUUCCUGGUCGACUACCGGACCAACCAGAUACACAAUCCAUCAGCGUACGUUCGGGAUUAUUACUUCUUCAAGCGAUCGCAGUACCCUCAGCUGAACCUGGUGCACAUGGACCCCGUCAGGGCUCACGACGCCCUACAGAAGCAAGCCUUCACCGAGAAGAUGGUGGAGCUGGGCAAGGUGCAGUUUGUCACGUCAGUUCUGAAAAGUUCCAACCAGAUUGUUGCCCGUGUCCUAUUUCUGCACGAGGAGCUCAUGAAACUGCCCUCCUUCCCCAGGAAAGCCCUCGAGGCCGAUCUGGGCCUCUACAGCAACGGUUGCAUGGGCAAGGAACUGAGUGCUCUGGAUUUCAUGCACAAGCUCAGCUGGGUGAAACUAAUCCGACAAAUGUUUGAAGCCAUGGUGGGCAACUUUGCUUACUCGGGGGACAUCCACCUCUUCAUCAACGUGAUCAACGGAGCGUUGGUCCUCUACUGUGAAGACGCCGUAAUGCUUCGUUUCUGCAUGGCCACCUACAUCAAUGCCGGUCAUCAGUUCCGCAACGUGUUCGCUUUGAACGGGUAUUCCCUGAUUAUACCGACCAUCUUGCGCAUCUACUCCAACUACCAGAGCAAUCCGCUGGUAGCGCGGACGAUCGAGUUCACCAUCCAGCAGUUCUACAUCAUGCACAGGAAGCCGUUCAUGUUGCAGCUCUUUGGCAGCGUGGCGCCUCUGCUCGACACGGACUCUAGCGCCGUUUACGGCGACGCCAGCAAAGUUCGGGUGCAGAGCCUCUUUCGCCUUUUGCUCUCGCUGGAGCGCGUCGGAGUUGAUCCGCUUCACUUGCUGGAUUUGGUCGCCGCCGAGAAGCCCCUGAAGGCUCUCGACUUUUGCUACCACGGAGAGUCGGACACGAUCAACAUCCUCGACUCGAUCGCCAUCGCCGUCAUGGGCGCAUCUUACGCCAUCGACACUCACAGAGGACACCAGCUUUUGAUGAUCCUGGAAGCCAUUUUACCGGCUUAUUUGAAACACCUGCAGACCAGUGCGGGUCGCAAAGAUCCGCGGACCGAAAAGGACAUCCUCCAUCAGUUGGGAGUGGCCAUGAAGACGCUCAUUUCCAAUGCCGAAGCGCUGACAAAGAAUUAUUCCGGACCACAAAGAACGUUUGAGAAAUCGCCGAGUCAGAAACCAACGUCAUCCAACAGACCGGCAACAUUGGCCACAACCAUCGAGAUUGACGAAGAUUCCCAUUCGAGAUUCUUGGGCGAUCAUUUCCGCAGCUCUUCCGUGCCGGAACGAGGGAUGAUGUCCAACAUGAACAAGGACGAUUCCGAGGCCCAGUGGCAAGCAUUCCGGAUGCCCCGGGCGACUCUGUUGUCGCUCGUCUCUGAUUACUACGUCAUUUGCAGCGCCCGUUUGACAGAAUUGAACAAGAAACAAGGGCAGGACAAGAUCAACGAGCCUCUCGAUGUCAAAUGCAACACGCGUUUGGCUGAUGUCGCCCACGCUCUGCUCAAAGUCUCUUCCUACGACGCUAUGACCAUGGCCUGCCGAGGCCUCCAGCAGUACAUGACCGUCCUGAUGCCCAAUGGCGAUUGGUCCCAGGAGCCCAUGAAGCAAGUGCUCAACACUCUUUUCCGUCGGCUGGACAAAAUCUUUUCCAAAAUCUACAAGAUCCCGUCCAUGAGGAAAAAUUUGGAUUGGGAAGCAGCUGCCUGUCUGCUCAAGGGCGUGUACCUGACUUUACGCAAAUCACCCUUCAUCGUUCAUGCUACGCCUUUGCGUUCCUUAAUAACCACCUGUCAGUCGCUGAUUUUGGGUGAUCUUUCGGCGAGCAUGUCGGCAGUUGACGGCGGCUCUCCAAUUCAUUCCCGUGGAGGAGGAGGAGCAGGUACCGCCCGGCGCUCCUCAUUAGCUCCGCCACCUGCCUUUUCUUCCAUCGUCGUCCAACUGGUCGCUAUGCAGAUUCUGGCCCUCGGGCUGUUCAGCCACAUUUCAUUGGAAACCUACUCGCUGGAACAGGCCUGCGGUGGCAACUUUGUCUUCCCAACAGCCGAACGGACCGAAUCGAUCCUGCUCAAUUUGCUCCUUCCUUUGUGUCUCAGAGUGGGAUCGGGACGGAAAGACGCACCUCGGGUCCGUCAAUCGGACAUCAGUUUCGCUUUGACUGUCGUCCUGCACGCGCUGAGUCCGCCUUCCGCUCAGCAACAGACACGCGUCGUGGCCGCCAAAAACAUCAGUUCAUCCGGCGUUGGAACGGGCGGUGGUCCCGUUGGCGGUGCCGCCAGCGGUGGCGGCUUCGGCGGAGGCGUUGGCGGAGUUGGUGGCAGCGGCGAUGGAUCGAGGGGCGGAUCGCUGAGCGUCCACAGCGGAGGUGGAACGCAUCCGCAACAGCAGCAGCGCUCGGGCAGCAGCAACAACCGGACGACUUUGCUUCAAGUGGCUUUCCUCGGCAUGAAAGUCCUGAUGACUUGCUUCAAUCAUCAACUGUCGCUGGAUUGGCCGCGAGUGGCCCGCUGCAUCCGCGACAUUGGCGAGCGGCGGGGCGACGAGAGAAAUUCGGCGUUUUGGAACUUUUUGAUCUUUGUGGCCACUCAGAGAGGGCCCCUCUUUCCGCUCAUUCUUCCGCUCAUGUGGAACAAGAUUGCGGUGCCGGUUGACGGUCAAGAGGAGCAGAUCCUUCAGGAUUUGCUGCGUCAGAAGUUGAACGGAUCGUCCGAAAUUAGUCCACUUCCUUCUGGUGAGCUGAUGGACCAUUUCCUGGCCGAAUUGAUGAUCCUCAACGAUGAAGUCACCAAUCAACGAGAAGACGAAGCCGAGAACGAUAACCGGCGGAGUAUCAUGGCCGACGGACGGAGUGAAAUGUCCAAUGCCAGCGGCAAUUCCCGCCGGCCGACUAUUGAUUCCAACAUGUCUCGUGAAAGAUCCUACAUCUCCAGGGACGUCAACUUACUUGUAGCUCCUACAGGAGGAGGAGGUCCAAACAUGUCCAGUUCGAAUUCCGGCGGCUCGAGCAUGGCCCAGAAUUUACGACGCCAAUGGAGUGUCCGCAGUGAAAACCGAUCCAUCAUUCCCGGAGUUGGAAUGACUCAGCGCCAAAUCAGUUUGCAGGCCAGCAGCAGCACUGGUGGUGGCGGUGGCCGUGGUGGUUACGAAAUCGAGGAUAAGAUCAACAUGCGCCGGACGAGUUACGCGGGCGAGGCAUCCAGCCGUUCAUGUUUGCCGUCAGGAGCUAAAGGAGCGUCCGAUACGCGUUUGAACCGGCGAUCGCUGCUCGCCGGCCAUCCCGUCUCCACCACCAGUUUGGUUUCACGAUCCUCGUCCAUUUCUGAAGUGGAUUUCUGUGAACUCGACGAGACGGAAGACGCUCUCCUGGAGGAGCCAACCGCAGCAGACGUCGGGGGAGGUUCGACGUCGAUGGAUAAUCCAUCAAUGGCCGUCGAUCUGCCCACGGAACCUACCAGCGCCAGCGCCGCCGCCGCCAUGCAUCCGCGUCUCCACCGCCAAAAGUUGCAGAGCAAAACCAAUCGAGGGAAGACUUUCCGUUCCAUGAAAAACAACAAGGCCGUCGCCAACAUUGAGGUGUCGCACAUUGAAGUGGAACAGGAAUUGGUGACCAUCAGUCCAUCCGUCAAAGUGAUUUCGUCGUCUUCCGCUUCGACGGCUCAUUCAUCCGCCGCCGACGCCCAUCAGCAGAACACGUUCCAGUUGCUCCUGGUGCCGAGUUCCAGUUGCGGACAACCGACGACGACCACGACGCCGUCGACGGGCCCAACCGGACAAUCGAGACUGGGCGGAGUCAUUCACAGUCGACGGGGUCACCAUUCGAAUCCGCCGGAAGGAGCCGGCGCACGUUCAGCAGCGACGGCCAACACGAAAGCCUCUGCCCUGCUGUACGACGGACUCGAGUCCGUUUCCACGGUCAAGUCCUCGGUCGGGACGGUGUCUGUGGGUGUGGCCGUCCAGGUGUCGACCGCCUCCUACGUUCCGGCUCCUAGGCCGGCCACAGCGGCUCAGAGGAGUCAACUGAAUCGACCGCAACCGCCUCCCAUUCCGCCCAGGAACAUCCGAUUGACGGUCAACUAUCCUGGAAGUCACGGCGAGCCGUCCAGCAGCGGAAGCGGAGGAGCCGGAAGUGGUGGUAGCAGCAGCUCCUCUUACAAACCGAUGCACCACCGAGGCGGACCGUAUCGCGAGCCGCCCCUAAUGGAAGAAAGUGGCGACUCGGCCACCGACAACAACAACCCGACCAAAACCAACAGCAGCAGCAACAACAAAACAACAACCAUGACUUCUUCGUCUUCAUCAUCCGGCGGAUUCGUCCAGCACAAACCCCGGAUAAUCACGGCGGGACAUUAUCACCACCGCCCGCCCAUUGUCCCCAUGUCCAGCAGCAGCGAAGGUCCGGACGGCGACGAGGAUUCCGACGCGGAAACCAACAGCCGCAGCGGAAUGAUGCCCUGCGUUUCCAACGCCAACGACGGAACUUCCAUCGAGUCUCUGGUCCUGGAAGAGACGGCCCUUUUACUGCCGGCCACUUUACCCACCGGUCGCUCUCUCAUGCGCAACAUUACCGAACGCGACGAGGACACCCUUAUCUAGAUAUCACAACACACGUAACACACAAAUAAAAUUACAAGUAAAUAAAACAAAACACACACAAAUUAAUAAAAAAAAAAUUUAAUAAAAUUUCAUCAAUCAACGAAUUUACCUUUUACACCCUCCACCCUUCCCGUUGUGUACACAAAAAUAAUUUUUUAAAAAUGGAAAAAAAAUAACAAAUUAAAAAAAAAAUCCCAAAUAAGGAAAUUUAAAAAAAAAUAGAAAUUGAAUAAUGAUAGGCCACAUUAUGUAAUUAUGUAGUGAGUCACGCCAAAGAGGAGAAACCCCACUUCUGCCCACCCACCCCCCCAAGAAAAAAUGAAAUGAAGAAAAAAAGUUUGUUAUUAAAAAAAUGUUGGAAAUUUUUUUUUAGAAAGUUCAUGUUAAACAAAAAAAAAUUAUUAAUUAUCAUCAUGUCUUAUUAAUCUAUCAAUUGUUAGUUGAAUACAAUGAGCAGCACGUACCGUCCGUUAUUCGCUGUGAAACCACACCA